Xyrauchen texanus (razorback sucker) is the source of this 3101-nucleotide messenger RNA. RefSeq names its product taste receptor type 1 member 1-like. Gene Ontology annotation, biological process: G protein-coupled receptor signaling pathway. The record is from RefSeq and is a predicted model, not a curated record. Lineage: Eukaryota; Metazoa; Chordata; Actinopteri; Cypriniformes; Catostomidae. Bases 2 to 2485 code for a protein of 827 amino acids. The transcript has 6 exons. Gene Ontology annotation, molecular function: G protein-coupled receptor activity. Gene Ontology annotation, cellular component: membrane.
CAUGCUUCUGAGUAGCAUUUACACUUUCCUUUUGUGCUUUAUUGUUUAUUUACUCAAGGUUUCUUCCUCAUCAUCUGAGUUCAGCUUGGAGGGAGAUUAUUUAUUGGGUGGUCUUUUUGCUUUACAUGAAGUGGAUCAUGCUACACCCCUGUCCACCCCAGGGAUGAUUGAAUGUUCCAGGCACACAUUCUCAGUAUCUGGCUAUCAGAUGCUCCAAGUGAUGAGGUUUGCUGUUGAGGAAAUUAAUAACUCCACCACCCUCCUGCCUAAUGUUUCUCUAGGCUAUGACAUUUUUGACCAUUGUUCUGCAACAAAGAAUUUCAAUGCAGUCUUCAGUUUUAUCUCACAGAAUGGAUCAAUUAAACCUAAAGAAAUGCACAACAACCAUCAGCCUAAAGUAAUUGCUUCAAUAGGACCAUAUGGAAGCACAAGCUCAAUGACGAUUGCACCAUUGUUCACAGUUGAUCUUAUACCAAUGGUGAAUUAUGGAGCUUCCAGCUAUGCAUUAAGUAAUAAACUUCAGUAUCCCUCUUUUCUAAGAGCAGUCCCCAGCAACAAAGACCUGAUACAGAUGAUUAUUCACAUCAUUAAGUGGUUUGGAUGGAACUGGGUUGCCUUUCUUGGUGGUCAAGACGAUUACAGUAAAGAUGGCCUGAGACAGUUUAACAAGUAUAUUAGCAAUUCUGGAAUUUGCUUGGCUUAUCAAGAGGCUCUCAUCCUUGAGGCAAACUACAGUCUAGCACUUAAAAAGAUUGAUAUGCUCAAAAUCAAUGUCAUUGUGGUUUUCGCUGUGCCACAAGUUGCAAAAAACAUAAUUAAAGCAGCAAUAGCGAACAACAUCCAAAACAAAGUUUGGAUUGCAGGUGAAACAUGGUCUAUGGAUCAACAGCUUCCAAGAGAGUCAGGAAUAGACAAAAUCGGUACAGUUAUUGGCAUUACAGAGAGAUUACAGACAUUGCCCGGAUUUGAUGAAUUCAUCUAUAAAGUCAAAGGAGCGUCGGAUAUUCACAAUAAUUAUAGCAUUGAAGUCCCGAGUUAUACCUGUAAUCAAGCUUGUGAGAGCUGCACACCAUUGACAGCAGAGGAGAUUAUAAAUGAAAAUCCCACAUUCUCCUUUGGCAUCUAUGCUGCCAUAUAUACCAUAGCUCAUGGAUUACAUAAAGCUCUUCAGUGCGAAAUGAGCAAAUGCCACAAAAACACAACAGUUAGGCCAUACAUGCUUCUGGAAAAAAUGAAGAAAGUGGAUUUUCCACUCAAUGGUCGUCAGGUAAAAUAUGAUGAUAAUGGUGAUCCAACUGUCAAUUACGCAGUCAUUCUCUGGCAUACUAAAAUGAAUCCUCCACAGUAUGAGAUGGUGGGCACAUAUGAUACAUAUCCUGAAAUUACCUUUACCAUCAACAGCUCUCUCUUGCCCUGGCAUAACAAUUCUGUUCCUUUAUCAAAUUGCUCUUCUGAGUGUAAGGAGGGAUUUUCAAAGGUACCCGAAGGAUUCCAUGAUUGCUGUUUUCGGUGUGAAAAAUGCGCAAGAAACAGCUAUGUGAAUUAUUCUCGGGACCCCUUUACCUGUUUUCCAUGCAGAGAUAUGGAAUGGUCUGUUGAGGGCAGCACAGCAUGUAAUAUGCGCUCUGUUGUCUAUCUUGACUACACAGAAAUCUCCUCCAUCAUGUUCAUAUUUACUGCAAUAUGUCUGAUUAUUCUCUUAAUUGCCAUCCUCUGUCUUUUCAUCAACAAUCAUAAUACACCAAUGGUGAAGUCUGCUGGUGGUAGCAUGUGUUUGCUAAUGUUGGCAUUUUUGACUGUGUCUAACUUAAGUAUGUUCUUUUUCUUUGGAAAACCAACAUAUACAAAGUGUGUCUUGCGAAAUGUCAUAUUUUUCUUUUGCUUCACUGUCUGUCUCUCCUGUCUCACCGUUCGUUCUUUUCAAAUUGUUUGUGUCUUCAAAAUGGCUUCCAAGUUCCCUUAUUUGCACAGCUUGUGGGUGAAGCACAAUGGCCAGUGGCUCUUCAUUUUGUUUUCUUCUGUUAUUGUUUUAAUUGUUUGUUUGUUAUGGGUGACUGUUGCAACUUCCAAACCCGUCAUGGACACAUUUUCCUUUGAAGACCAAAUUCUGCUCAGAUGUGAUGGGGGUACCACUGUAACCAUUAGCACAGUUGUGUUUGUAUGUUGGUUGUUUGGUCUCCUGUGUCUCAUAUUUUCCUACAUGGGAAGAGAUCUGCCAUCAAAUUAUAAUGAGACAAAAUCAAUAACCUUUAGUAUUGUUUUGUACUAUGUAAGCUAUAUUGCAUUCUUUACAGCAUUUAUCACUCUCAAAAGCAAAUACCUCAUACUUCUUAAUGCAAUGUCCCAGCUAGCUAGUAUUAAUGCUAUUGUCUUCAGCUAUUUCAUACCAAAAGCUUAUAUCAUAUUAUUUCAACCAGAAAAGAACACCGCUGCUUACUUUCAAACAUCAAUUCAGAGUUACACCCAAACAAUUAGUAGGAAUUAGUCCACAACAAGGGUGUUGCACAGAUGCAGAUAAAAAGCACUACAAGUGAAUUGCAAUUGCCUUUAGUAGCAAGAUAAUUUUGUUAUUUAAAUAAAUUUUGAUAUUUGAAAGAUAAACAAAUUGUUGGACAUUUUAGCAAGCAAUUUCUGUCUUCUACAUUGUCAUGUAAAAUAAUUUCAGGCAUUAACAUUAGUUUCAGUCCGUGUAACAUGGACAGAUCCAAGUUGGUCCAAGGAGAGUUUGGUCUCAAAUAAUUUUUUUUAGCGGUUUUCGAUUCACUAUUAUGAUUUGAAGAUUCUGGAGUUAGUUAUGAGAAUAAAAUAGCUAAUUGUUUUGUUUAUAAAGUUACUUAAUGAACAUGAAAAUGCUUCUUAGCUUGUUGCAUUAUUUUUCUGAAGAAAAAUCUAAAAACUUUCAUAACUGUUUCCAAGUAAUCUAUGCAGAUUUGUCAGUUUUGCAUACCUGUCAACAACUGGGUUGUAGUUUGCCAGGUUGAGGUCACACAUGGGUUGAAAUGUUUUGAAAUUUGUAUGAUGUGUCUGUCGAUUGUGUGAGCAGGAUGCGUUUCAUACAAGAUCUGGCAACUGGACAACCUUUGGAAUAAUAUAUUGAUGUG